This is a messenger RNA of Trematosphaeria pertusa, 1926 nucleotides long. RefSeq names its product MBOAT-domain-containing protein. NCBI's taxonomy places the organism in Eukaryota, Fungi, Ascomycota, Dothideomycetes, Pleosporales, Trematosphaeriaceae. The record is from RefSeq and is a predicted model, not a curated record. Gene Ontology annotation, cellular component: endoplasmic reticulum membrane. The transcript has 2 exons. Gene Ontology annotation, molecular function: ergosterol O-acyltransferase activity. Gene Ontology annotation, biological process: ergosterol metabolic process. Bases 1 to 1926 code for a protein of 641 amino acids.
AUGACCUACGCGCUCCACGGCCUUUCCGACCAACGGCCCCGGAUGGGCAGCGAAGACUCGUGGACGCCAGAGGCAUCUUCGACCGUGUCUGAAGACGACCAUGCCAGCGCAUUGAAACCAGAGGGGACGGGCGCGCACACAGACAAGAGUCGAAGCACAACCGCCGUGUCCUCAGACGGAGGCAGCAUCGAUGUCGCAUACGCGGGCGCGUUCGAAAAGAACAAUGCCAGGCGGAAGAGCGUGCAGGUCGUCAUUGAGAAGUCAGGGAAGAAAGGACGCUACAUUCUGACGGCGGACGACCCAGAGUUCCGUGAGAUAAUAAAGUCGGGCAUCGAACGGGAGGCGGAGAAGCUCAGCGGAAAGAGUCGGAACCGGAUACGCGACCUGGUCUUCACGCGUCAGUUCACUACCUUCGACCGCCAGAAUCCGCGUGGCUCCCAGUCGCCCUUCCAUGGCUUCUUCACCCUGUUCUGGCUGGCAAUGGCCCUGUCAGUCGUCAAGAUUGCCGCGCAAAACUACAAGAGCUUUGGAUCCGUGUUUGGCAGAGCCGAAAUUCUGCACUUGAUGGUGGAUAGGGACCUUGUUGUGAUGCUUGCAACUGAUGGGUUGAUGUGCCUGUCCACCGUGCUGUGCCUGUAUCUCCAAAAGGUCAUCGCAAAGGAAUAUCUCAACUGGGACCGGUCUGGGUGGAUCAUUCAAUCGCUUUGGGAGAUCUUUUUCACCGUCACCGUCAUCUGGGUCAGCUUCUAUCGCGAAUGGUCGUGGACGCACACCGUGUUCAUUGUCAUGCACGACUUCGUGCUGCUGAUGAAGCAGCAUUCAUACGCCUUCUACAAUGGCUACUUGUCUCGCGUAUCGCGCCGUCGAAAACUCCUGCAACAAAAGCUAGAGCAACUUGAAGACCUGAAAGCCCAGGACAGCUCUGUGCCGACAUCACCAGUGGGACAAACAACGUCAACAGCCAACCUAGUCGAACUGGGUCACGAAGGCCUUACUCAUCGUCGGCGAAGCUUUGGACCCAAAUACUCCACCAAUCUUCACAAAGAACAUUCGGAAAUCGCAUCAAUGGCGAAGGCAAUUGAAGCAGGCGAGCCCCUCGACGCGGAGCAAAUCGAAGCUUUCCACCGCGUCCUCACUACCGAGAUAACAAUUCUGGAAGAGGAAUUGCGCGGCAAAUGCACAACCACCGGGAAGUGCUACCCGAAGAACCUCACCUUCUACAACUUCGCAGAAUGGACCUGCCUCCCCACGCUCGUCUACGAGCUUGAGUACCCCCGCCUCGAGCGCAUAAACUGGUGGUAUGUCGCCGAGAAGUCGGCCGCUACCCUGGGGGUAAUCUGGAUCAUGAUCAUCAUCUCGCAAGCGUACCUCUACCCCGUCGUCAUCGAGAUCGUGCACCAAAAGGAAGCCGGCAUGUCGCUCGAGCAGCGUUGGAGAGAGUUCCCCUGGGCCGUCUUCGACAUGCUAUUCCCGCUCCUGCUCGAGCAGCUGCUGGCGUGGUACGUCAUCUGGGAAUGCCUGCUCAACGUGCUCGCCGAAGUGACAAAGUUUGCCGACCGCGGCUUCUACGGGGACUGGUGGAAUAGCGUUAGCUGGGACCAGUACGCACGGGACUGGAAUCGCCCCGUGCAUAGCUUCCUCCUGCGCCACGUGUAUCACUCGUCCAUCUCCGCGUUCCACCUCACUAAGAUGCAGGCAACGUUUGGGACUUUCCUGCUCAGCGCGAUCGUGCAUGAGGUGCUCAUGUUCUGCCUGUUCAAAAAGGUUAGGGGCUAUCUGUUUGCGCUCCAGUUGAGUCAAAUUCCGUUGGCGGCGAUGAGCCGGACGAAGUUGAUGCGCGGGAAGGAUACGCUGGGGAACGUGAUCUUUUGGUUUGGUUUGUUCAUUGGGCCAAGUUUGAUUACGAGCUUGUAUUUGAUAGUGUAG